Pelobates fuscus (common spadefoot toad) is the source of this 1193-nucleotide messenger RNA. RefSeq names its product MAF1 homolog, negative regulator of RNA polymerase III (gene MAF1). The transcript is spliced from 9 exons. Gene Ontology annotation, molecular function: RNA polymerase III core binding. The coding region runs from base 319 to 1053 and encodes 244 amino acids. The record is from RefSeq and is a predicted model, not a curated record. Gene Ontology annotation, cellular component: nucleus. NCBI's taxonomy places the organism in Eukaryota, Metazoa, Chordata, Amphibia, Anura, Pelobatidae. Gene Ontology annotation, biological process: negative regulation of transcription by RNA polymerase III.
GUUUGAUCGUCACGUGUUCCGUGUUUACGUUAUGACGGGAUGACGUCGGUGGAUAGCAGCGGGAAGUGACAGGAGACUCCGCUCGAACCUGUCUGUAUUCCUGAGCUUGAAAGCCGCGUGUUCACCUUAGGGGCUCCGUUGGUCAGGGCAGGCAUGUCGUGGCCCCAGGUUUUGCUCUAUCACUCACCAAGCCCGUGUGGAAGCAUAUCGAAAAGAAGCCACGUUCAAAGCAGAAGCUGGAGAUAUUAAGACGUAGGGAAGGUAUAUACAGAUUGCUGGCAGACACCAGGCAGCUGCAGAUUUUCCUAAAACAAAGAGAUGAAACUUCUUGAGAAUUCUCGUUUUGAAGCUGUAAAUUCUCAGUUGUGUGUGGAAACUGGGGAUGCUCACAUCAUCGGCAGGAUAGAAAGUUACUCGUGUAAGAUGGCGGGUGAUGAUAAGCACAUGUUUAAGCAGUUUUGCCAGGAAGGCCAACCGCAUGUCCUUGAAGCAUUGUCACCUCCCCAGACCGGUGGGGUGAGUCCUGGCAGGCUUGGAAAGAGCCAGGGUGGCGAUGAGGAUGGGCCUCUGAGCGAUAAGUGCAGCCGGAAAACGUUGUUUUACCUGAUCGCUACCCUGAAUGAAUCCUUCCGGCCAGACUAUGACUUCAGUACAGCUCGAAGCCAUGAAUUCAGCAGGGAACCCAGCCUUAACUGGGUGGCUAACGCAGUGAAUAGCAGCUUAGUCUCUGCUCUCGGUGAACACUUUACCUCCUUAAAGUCCAGUCUCUGGGAUGCUGUGGAUGAAGAGAUUAACCUUUUAGAGUGUGACAUUUACAGCUACAAUCCAGACCUUGAUUCUGAUCCUUUUGGAGAAGAUGGCAGUUUGUGGUCUUUCAAUUAUUUCUUCUACAACAAGAAACUGAAGAGAAUAGUUUUUUUCACUUGCCGUUCCAUCAGGGGUUAUUCACGAGCGGAUGCUGGUGCAGAGUUCGAUAUGGACCUGGAAGAGGAGAUGGAAGACGAUGAAGCGAACAGCGUGGGAGGUGACAGGCCUCAGCUGACGUGCGCGUAAUGUGAUUGACCACCCUCAGCUUUCCGUUUGAGUGAAGUAUCCAUUGUACAUGGGCCAGACUGUUCUCCACACUCAAUGCAGAUUUCACAAUCUGUUCUGCAGGCUCUGUAUUGAAUAUGGCUUAUGCCCUUCCCCACUCC